This is a messenger RNA of Cyprinus carpio (common carp), 2469 nucleotides long. RefSeq names its product V-set domain-containing T-cell activation inhibitor 1-like. NCBI's taxonomy places the organism in Eukaryota, Metazoa, Chordata, Actinopteri, Cypriniformes, Cyprinidae. The record is from RefSeq and is a predicted model, not a curated record.
GAACAACAUUUAAAACAAGAGUUCUAAAAAAAAGGUAGAUGUUAAUAAAAUUGCCCCGAGUAAAGCAGAUACUAAAUUACGCUAUACAUUACAUUUCCUGAAAUUCCGGCUGCAUGCUGUAUAGAUGCAAAGUAGGUUUAUGUAAUUUUAACUUAAGUAUAAAUUAGGAAACACCUUUAACUGAAAAAAAAAAAAAAAAAAAAAAAAAAUCAACUUUGGCCCGGAGGUGGUGGGGGAAAUAAGGUAGUUCUAUUCAUUUAACUUAUUUCCUUUAACUAUCAACACUGAGCACCUGGUUUAACCACCUGUUAGUGUCCGUUGGCAGUUUCCUGCCCUACCUGUAUCACACACCAAAAAUAGCCUUCAUCAAGACAGCUGGCUUAUACUCACUUGGCAUAUAAAACAUUUGUCCAUUCAUGGCUCUGAAUCUGAGAGAUGUUUCUUUGUGUUGCGUGUGGAUCAUCAGUGUUGCCUCUUUUAAGGUGAAUGUUCCUGAAAGGUGUCUGGUGGCAAUCCGAGGUCGUCCAGCUUUACUGGGCUGUGAGUUCACACCUGAUCCUGACCUGUCUAGUCUGGUUGUUACCUGGCAACGUCAGGAAGACUCAAAAGUCAUCCACAGUUUCUAUUAUCAACAGGACAAUUUGGACAGACAGAGUCCAGAAUACCACAAUCGGACUUCAUUGUAUAUUUCAGAGCUUGGUAAAGGAAAUGCCUCUUUAAGAAUAAAUCCAGUUGGACCAAAGGAUGCAGGCCGGUACCUGUGUCAAGUGAGCAAUGCUAAAGGGACAGGAAAAGCUCUGAUAGAGCUGGACUACGGGGCCUUUUAUUCAGAGCCUAGGCUCAACAUUUAUGUGAAUUCCACUACUGUGACAGUGCAGUUUGAGACAGAAGGUUUCCCCAAACCUGAGGUGAUCUGGCUGGGGGAAAACAACCAGAAUCUCAACUAUCACCUGGAGAUCCACGACCAGACAGAAGAUGGACUUUAUUACAUAAAGAGCAGUUAUGAGGCCCAGAAGCCAGUGGUUAAUGUUACAUUUACACUAAAGAAUCACCUCCUGAACCAGAACCUGCAGAGACUGGUAUUCCUUAGCUUUGGUAAAGACCUUCUUUCACUCUGAACUAAAUUCAUGUCAGAAGGCAAUCACUAUAGAAUGGGGUCAGCAGUGUAAAAUUGUGAUAUUAAAAUUCAAAUCCAUACACCAUGAAAAUUGAAGUAUAACAGCCAUUGUUAUGGUUUGUCUAUAAUGAAUGCUUGCUGUAUAGAAUUAGAUGUUCAAAGCCUGUUAAAGUAACACUGAAUAGGUGCUAUAUGACUGAAUGGAUUUAAACAUGGUAAAAUGACUUAAAAAGAGCUAAAUGCAGCUGGGCAUUGCUCAUUUAAAUAUUGAAUGAAAAUAAAAGGUUUUUUUACCCUUUAUAUCAUAAACCCCUAAAUACACACAAAUAUUAUUUAUGUUCCAUGAUAUAUUUUCAGUACAAUUCAUCAAAGCCGUUGCCUAUGCUGUCAUCAUUGCAGUCUUCUCCUUAUUUAUUGAUAGUUGAGGACAAGUGCCUACAGAGAAUUUAUGUGUUUACUGUGUCAACACAGACGGCGCCAGAAAAAUUCCUUUAAUAAGUCCAAAGAUAAUACUGUAGUUUCUAAGAUAAUCUAGAAGAACGCUUAUUUGAAACAGGAGUAACGACAGAGUGCAACAGUUGGAAUGUGGGCGGUUUGGCUUGGAUUUGUAACGCAUGUAUGGCAUGACCAAUUAUUUUCUAAGCCUUUUCUUGUUUGUUAGACAAAAGUUAAAUGCUCCUAUACGCUUACUAUGGAAAUGCUAAAAUGUGUUUAAAAGUGUGACUGACCAAAUCAAUUGGCUCAAUUUGCCCCCCCCAGGCUCAAAUAUCAAGCUAUGCCAUUGCAUGUGAUAUAUAACUGCAAUAAGAUGAAACAUGCAUGUAAAGCUUUACACACACCAUCAUUAACUGACAUGGUUCAUCAGAGGGAAAGCGCUCAGGUUCGCCUCCACACUGUUGCCAAACCACUGAGAAGAAAACAAGUGCAAAUCUUGAUUUGUAGUUUUGUCCUCAUCUGAAACAGAAGACGACACUUUGGUGUUUGAGAUUAUGUCACAUCAAGAUGGAUAUUACUAUAUCUCACAAUAUAAAAGAACAUAAAAGCAUUUAAAAUUACUACUACAAAAGCACUGAGCUUUAAAACCCUGAAAUUCUAUUAAUCUGGCUUGUAAGCAAUCACUAGGUAUGACUAUCUUGCCAUAACUUAUAUUGAGGACACAGUAUAUGGAUAUAUUGAAAAUAAUUUACUGUAUGUACAAUCUGUUGUUUACAGGACAAAUAACCAUCACCACACAGGCACAUAUUGCAAAACUUUUCUAAAUGCUGGAUUUUUUCUUGUGAAUAAACUGAAUUAUGAUAUUAAUAUCACUGACUACAUUGAUAAUUUUGCACCAUUGUAAUCACAAUGUGCUG